AUGCUUGACCUUGCCCUGGUGAAUAGCUACCGCCCGAUACAGGCAUCUGCACCAGAGGCUGGUGAACUUUUCACCAGCUACACGGGCAUGGACGAUCAAUUGGCCGCGCUGCAGGAAAGCAACAUCAGCUUCCCCGAGUGGACUACGGAUUUCACUGGGCUUAAUACCAUGUCACUGGGUAUGACAUACGGCUGGACCGACUUGCAAAUUCCUUACCCAGAUAUGGACAUGUCUGGGACUGAUCAAUCUCUGGGACCUGCAACUUCGCCCAAGUCUAUUUCAGGCACAGAUCUGGACCGAGAUUUCCGGAAGGAUGGGACCCUUCAAGUAACUGAUGAUGGCGAGCUUCGAUAUUUCGGGGCCCCCUCAAACAUUCCGCUACGUGAUGAUACUGGACCAUUUACUCAAUCUGCCGAAUCAACUAUUGCGUGCAACCAUGGUCAAAGAUUAUUGGAAGCUGCAGGACUUGGCCAACACCUUAAUGCCACCUUGGAAGAUCAUUUAACCAAUCUAUACUUCGCCUGGCAGGAUCCAACAUUCCACGUCGUGGAUCGGGAACUGUACAGACAAGCAAGGAGAAUGCACCGCGCCAGUCCUGGUCGCAGCUCCUACUUGUCAGAGACGCUGAUCAACGCGAUGUGUGCUUUUGGCGCUCUCUACGACACGGGUCGACACUACAAUUUCCCCCUCCCCUUGCCAGAGUUCUUUGCAAAGCGCGCUAAACUCUGGUUAGACGUCGAGCUCGACAGCCCCAGAGUUACAACGGUGCAAGCAUUGGAGUACUUUCGAGGCGGCAUCCACAAAUGA
Molecule: messenger RNA, 807 nt
Organism: Cladophialophora bantiana CBS 173.52
Lineage: Eukaryota; Fungi; Ascomycota; Eurotiomycetes; Chaetothyriales; Herpotrichiellaceae
Exons: 3
Coding region: 1-807 (268 amino acids)
Biological process (GO): DNA-templated transcription
Molecular function (GO): DNA binding; zinc ion binding
Source: RefSeq, a predicted model, not a curated record